AAACACUGAAAGCAAAGAUACGCCACCUUUCACUCCUGUUGCUAAGGCACGUGCUCCACAUGUCAAGAAGAUGAAGGUCACACAAUGCACUCCAGUUGAAAAUUCAGAUUACCCUUUACCGAUACCAAGAAAAAAGAAGGUCACUCAAUGCACUCCAGUUGACAAUACAGACCCAUCUAGAGAAAGCGAGUCCAGUCCAGACAAUCCUAUACCAACACAGAGAAAAAAGAAGGUUAAAAAGAAAAAGACAGAGCCUGUGCCGAGAUCUUUUCCUCAACCGGCUCCCUCUGGUGAUCCCAUCUCCAGACCUUUGACCCAUCUUCCAGACAGAAGCCCGGGUGCUAGAGCUCCGUUUCCUCCACACUCUCCAGACCGGAGCAUCAGGUCCAGCGCUGACGGCAUGAACCUGAGCCCUCGGACCGCAAGCCCUGCCAGAUCCACAGAGACCUUCAACAGAUCACAGAUCUCUCCCGGACACUCCAGACCUGAAUUAACAAAUUUUCUGGAGAAGACCAUUCGCUCAGCGGUCGAGCAACACCUGUUCAACUUGCAGAUGCAUACAGGUCAGAGUUCAGAGGGCUUGGAUCCGACUGCCCACUCUUCAUCUCCUGUGUCGACAGCCCGAGAGAGGAGGAGACAUCUGCGGGAACAAGAGGAGAACUUCAGGGUCGAGGGUGAUAAAGAGAACGUCCCGUCUCCAGGUGUGAGGGUUACAGAGGAGGGUGACAGGCGUCUGCUGCUGCUGCCACACGAGGUUCAGAGAAACAGGAAGCCCAAACACAUUCCCACACUGACUGAGCACUCAGACAACCAGGACGCCCCCACCGUGCGUGUUUGGAUUCUGGAUUCACCUCAGCAGGCAAUGGAAUGCCAAGGACCUGAUAGAAAUUGCAUGGAAAAUAUGGUGUCAGCUGAUUACAGGAGGUACCAUCAAAAGGACAAUGGCUUGCAUUCUAUUCAGACGCCUGCCAUGAAGAUCCAGGAGGCUCUUAGUGGCGCAGAGCCGUGUGACGAUGUCCCUCGACUGGACCUGUCUACUCUGACAGACGACAAUAACUGGGCAGAACCAGUCCCAGCCUACUCGUCUUGGCAAAAGGAGAGUAUGGAGCGCGAGGAGGCUCACCUGUCACCCCACGCCGGUGGCAAGCUGAUUCGCCAGCUCCUGGAGGAGGACAGUGACCCAAUGGUCUCGCCACGGUUCUACGCUUAUGGAGAUGGCCAACAGUAUCUGGAUGACACUGAGGUUCCUCCAUCUCCACCCAAUGCCCACUCCUUUAUCAGGCGAAGAAGCUCAUCGUUAGGCUCCUGCGACGACGACCGGGAAGAGCUCACUUCAGCUCAGCUUUCAAAGCGGAUCCACGUACUCAAGAAGAAGAUCAGGAGGUUUGAAGAGAAGUUUGAAGAGGAGCGCAAAUACAGGCCUUCACACGGCGACAAAGCCGCCAAUCCAGAGGUUCUGCGGUGGAUGAAUGAACUGGCCAAGAUGCGCAAAGACUUAAAAGAUCACAAGUUGCUUAAGUCAGAAGAGGAUUUGACGCCCAUCCCCCGCCAACGCAGCAACACUCUUCCCAAGAGCUUUGGAUCUCAGCUGGAGAAGAAACCCACUGAGACCAAAGCCCCUAAACCCCCUGUGGAGAGCACGCUAGAGGCAGUUAUGAACAAACUACAGGAGAAACGCAAUGAGGCUGGCCGACCUGAAGACAUCAAGGACAUGACCCGUGAGCAGAUAGGAACAGAAAAAGUGGCCCUUCAGAAAGCUCUAUUAUAUUACGAGAGCAUCCACGGGAGACCAAUUACCAAGAACGAGAGGCAGGUCAUGAAGCCUCUAUACGACCGGUACAGACUCAUCAAACAGAUCCUCCUCAAAUCAACCCCCAUCCCACACAUCGGCUCGCCUUCCAGCAAGCGCAGAGGCCCCCUGCUGCAGCCCAUUAUCGAGGGUGUACCAGCCCUAUCACUCAGCUAAACAAAUGAGGAGGAGGACGGCUCGGAUGAUGACAACGACACCAAGACACAGUUCACAGUCACGGUUAAGCCGGAACUGAGCAUGCUGGGACUUCUUGACCAGCUGGAUGAGGACACAGAUGGUUUCAUCUCACCUGUUGAUGAACUAUCGCCCUCCAAGAACACCACAGACAUGAGAUUGUCCAAUUUGCAUGCUGCUACCAUGCAGGAACUUGUGGAGCAACUCCAGGAAGCCCGUGAAGAAAAGAAAAGAAUCCGCAAAAACCUCCGUGAUUUUGAAGAUCAAUUCUUCAAACAGAACAGCAGAAACGUGCAAAAGGAAGAUCGAUCACCCUUGGCUGGAGAAUACAAUGAAUACAAGCACAUUAAAGCCAAGCUAAGGCUGUUGGAAGUGCUCAUCAGUAAAAGAGACUCCUCUUAGUUCAUCUAGUGCUCA
This is a messenger RNA of Cyprinus carpio (common carp), 2401 nucleotides long. RefSeq names its product family with sequence similarity 13 member A (gene fam13a). The transcript is spliced from 21 exons. NCBI's taxonomy places the organism in Eukaryota, Metazoa, Chordata, Actinopteri, Cypriniformes, Cyprinidae. The record is from RefSeq and is a predicted model, not a curated record.